This is a messenger RNA of Stereum hirsutum FP-91666 SS1, 3929 nucleotides long. RefSeq lists its product as uncharacterized. Lineage: Eukaryota; Fungi; Basidiomycota; Agaricomycetes; Russulales; Stereaceae. Gene Ontology annotation, molecular function: phosphatidylethanolamine N-methyltransferase activity. The transcript has 17 exons. The record is from RefSeq and is a predicted model, not a curated record. The coding region runs from base 16 to 3579 and encodes 1187 amino acids. Gene Ontology annotation, biological process: phosphatidylcholine biosynthetic process.
UUUCCAACUCGAACAAUGUCGGCCGGUACCCAGGAAGGUCUGCGAUUGCGAACGACAACUGCAGCAGCAGCAGCAGCAGCGAUGAAAGAGUCGAGUUCUCCUGUAGCAGAGCCAGAGAAGGAGAAGGAAGAGGUCGUCUGGGGCAAGACGCCUAGCGGCCAGGUCUUCCGCGUCCCGACGACGCACGACGUCGUGACCGCGCUCCUACAUCCCUCCCACCCAAAGUCGCACCUCGACAUCCUCAACCUCCUCCUCCUCGCCCUCCAGCUCGUCCUCUUCUGCACCACAUCCGGGACACUCCGCAAAGUCUUCUUCUUUGCGUACUUUGCGUUCUGGCGCGCGGCGUACGAUGCUGGCCUGGGCUAUGUGUUGACGAAACAGAGCAGGAGGAAGUGGAUCGUGAGGGAGGUGCAGAGGAUGGGGUGGUUGGAUGGGAAGAGGAGGCCGGAGGUUAGGGAGUGGAUUCGGAAACAGUUGGUUGGGAAGAUGGGGAGCGAUUAUAGUUUCGAUGAACUCCCACUGGAAUAUAACGCCUGGUUGCUCUUCCGUCAAGCAGUCGAUAUCAUCCUUAUCAACGACUUUCUGUCCUUCUGCCUCUUCGCCUUUGCGUGUUUCCGCGUCCCGACUGGCUUGUCCAUUCCGGUCCAUGUCUUGAGAUGGAUAGUAGGCACGACCCUUAUCGCCUUCAACCUCUGGGUAAAAUCCGAAGCACACCACGUCGUGAAAGAUUAUGGCUGGUACUGGGGCGACUGUUUCUUCCAGCGGGGCAACCUUGUUUUCGACGGGGUUUUCGAGUUGGCGCCGCAUCCGAUGUAUUCUGUUGGCUACGCAUGGUUUUACGGCCUCUCGCUCAUCGUCGGCUCUUAUCCCGUCUUGUUCGUCUCCAUCGCGGCGCACGCGGCCCAGUUCGCGUUUUUGGUGUGGUUCGAGAAUCCUCACAUCGAACGCAUGUACGGCCAACGCAAACCGCUCGCCGAACGCGUCCUCGUCCCCCGCCGCUCGCGCACGCAUAAAUCCCAGUCUUCGAACCCUUCCUUAUCUGUUUCCACCUCUGUGUCUACCCCCGUUUCCGGAUCGGCUUCGGUUUCGGUGGUUAGUUUGCCCGCCACUGCCACAGGAGGGAAGAACGAGAACGAGGUAGAGAAGUUGACGGAGGUGGAAAGUGGAGGCAGUGGUAGUCCGACGAACAGAGCCCGGUCAGUCUCGGACGCGACGAGCGCGAGCGCGAUGUCGACGCCUAGUGCGACGGAGGGGGAUACGGCGACGGAGGAAGAUGAGGUGGAGACUGAGACGGAGACGGAGAUUGAGUUGGUGGGGACGAGUACUACCACGACCACGACUACUACUUGCAUGAAAGAAACGGCGACGGGGCUCGAGAUGGAUGAAGGACUGGGGGGAAGUAAGGCAGGGAAGGCGAUGAUGGGACGGAGGGAGAGGAGCAGGAGCCCGACGACGACGAGCGGGCAUGAUUUGAUGAAUCGGUAUUUUAGGAACGAUACGAUCUUUUUGAAGAAUUUGGAUAUUUUCCGCGCAACAGACUUCAUGCUCAUCCUCCUCCUCUCCUACACUUCUCUCCUCUUCUUCCUCCCCUCCUCCCCCUCCUCUUCUAUCGUCCUCCACGCAACGCACGCCCUCGCCUGGUGUCUCUUCCACUCUUUCGGACUCGGGAGCGUGCUCCGCGCACAGAGCGAGGGCAAGUUCCUCGUGAGACAUUAUCUGAAACAUUAUCAUUAUCCGACGAGUGGGGCGGGGAGGAGGUAUGGCGGGAAGGAGGGGAGGCUCGGGGAAGGGAUUUAUGCGGAGGGAAGGCAUGGGGAGGGCAGGCAUGGGCAUGGGCAUGCGAGGGACGAUGGGGCGGGAGAGGGCGCGGUUAGGGAGGCGUUUAUGAAUUGGAAGGUUGUGUAUAAUUUGAGUAUGUGUAUGACUUAUGCGAGUUUCCUGGGGCUAGUGUGGAACACGUAUAGGUUGCCUGUCGAUUGGACGGAGGGAGAUGAGCUGUUGAGGCAUGUUAUGGGCGUUGCGCUCGUUGCGUUCCACAUGUGGGCCGCGAAAGAGAGCUUCGAGGUCCUCGGAGUGUUCGGCUGGUUCUACGGCGACUUCUUCAUGGAGGACUUCCCGUCCAAUUUAGAUUAUUCUGGGAUUUACCGGUACCUGAACAACCCCGAGAUCGUCGCGGGCGCCGCGUUCUUCGGUCUUGCGCUCAUCAGCGGGAGUAAAGUGGUGUAUACGCUCGCCGUGAUCAGACAUCUGAGCUACUGGUGGUUCCUUCGGAACGUGGAAAACCCGCACAUGCGCAAGCUCUACGGCGACUCGCUCCGUAAAGACGCCGGCUUCGUGAAAGUGAUCAAGAAAGUAGCGUCCAAGAACGCGCGGCUGCUCGAGCGGCGCGCGGGCAGACUGGGCCUCGGACAGAUCGGACAGGGCCCAGAGAUGACGAGGGUGGUGAAGGUGGUGAGGGAGGUGAGGGGGAAUCUGGAGAAGGUGUUUGAGGAGACGGCGGAGGUUGUGGAGGAGUUUUUGGCGAAAUCCCGGUCGAGGAUCCCAGAGGUGAUGCAAGACACGAAGUUCCUGCUGCAGCAAUCCCGAGAGAAACUGGUCAUCACACGCGUGGCGAACGACCUCUCCUCGUACGAAACGGACAAGUACCGCGCUACGAUCCUUUCCAACUCCGACUCGAAUGUCACUUUCGACUCCGACUCCGACUCUAAGCGUUCGAACGCGCCCAGGUUCCAUCUGGGAGAGCCGAUCAGGGUGCAGUGGCAGGCUCCAGAGAAUCAUUCGAGGAAGGAUUGGAUUGGGAUCUACAGGGUCGGCGCGAACCAGUCGAGCCUCGUCACGAAGACCUCUUCACUGGGCAUGUGGCUCCCCGUGCACGACGAAGAAUGGGACGGAGACGUGCCGAUCGGGAUCGUGGAGGGAGGUGCGAAGGAUACGCCGACGAGUGGGGAGGUCGUGUUUAAGGGGGAUAAGCUGCCGUGGGGAGUCGGGCGAUAUGAGGUUCGGUACCACCAUGAUGGGAAGUAUAAUGUCAUGAGUCUGGACGGGCCGUUUGAGAUCUACGUCGACCAGCCCCAAAACCUCGACUUCGCCUCCGUCCGGUCCUCACUCAUGCGCAUCGUCCCGCUCUGCCUCGACUCGGACCCGUCGCUCAUACCUAUCUCCUGCCGUCCCGUUCUCGCCCUGCCAUCUUCGUCUUCUACCUCUGCUUCUACGUCUUCGUCCUCGGGUACCAUCACGGAGGCUGCGAACAUCAUGUCUGCCCCGAAUGAUGAUACCUCUCCUGCUACCGCCACCGCCACCGACACAGACACAGACGCUCAAUCCUCCUCCGCAUCCGCAUCCGAACCUACUUCCCCCACCUCCCCCAUACCCGCCUCCCCAACCUCUCCCUCCCCCGACUCAUCCUCCGCCGACCCAGACGACUUCCGGUUCUGGUCCGAAAAACAAGCCAAACGGAUCGCGCGCGCGAUCAAACAGGCGUUCGGGGUGGAGUACACGCCCGAGGUGGUCAUGGCGGAUGCGAAUUUGAGCGCGUUGGCGCAUCGGGUGUUGGCGAGUCGGGAGGUGUUGGAGGGGUAGGGUUGUGGUUGGUGGGGGUUAAGAGAAGGAGGGGUGGGAGAUUUGAUAUAGAUGGUUGGGCGGUCGGACGGGGACUGGAUGGUUGGGGGAAAAAAAGGGGUCCAGUAGAUGGAUUCCCCCGGUGAUUUUUCUUUUUCGUAUAUACCAUAUACAUAUCUCACGACGGAACGCGCUGACGAUGAAAAUGACGAUGAGUUGACGAUCAAGAGACGGGAUUAGAGUAAGCCUAUGUUACUGUACAUAACUUGUUAGCGAAUCCUCUCCGUUCAAGAACAGGUUUUCGCUAUGAUAUUUCACUGGGAUAUAUUUACUGGUACAUACAUGGAUAGUUUUCGAAAUCUAGGUUUUGG